Megalopta genalis is the source of this 2239-nucleotide messenger RNA. Its product is annotated as tRNA (guanine(10)-N(2))-methyltransferase TRMT11. Gene Ontology annotation, biological process: methylation. Lineage: Eukaryota; Metazoa; Arthropoda; Insecta; Hymenoptera; Halictidae. Gene Ontology annotation, cellular component: cytoplasm. Gene Ontology annotation, molecular function: nucleic acid binding; tRNA (guanine(10)-N2)-methyltransferase activity. The record is from RefSeq and is a predicted model, not a curated record.
UUCGCUUUCUCCCGUAGAUGGCGCUUCUACGCUAACCUCGUAGCAGACGUAGAUAAUGUACAUUUUUAUCUUAUCGAUAUUAUUAGUUUUCCAUUCUAUCGACAGCAUUGAUGGUGAUUAAUUAGUAAAUUGUAUUAAUGAAUUUUGGGCUGCUUUGUAAGUAUUAAUUGUUUCCUAUCAACGAAUUCAAUUUGUAAAGUAGUUUAUAAUGGACCCUCAGAGAGUAAACAUAAUUAUUCAAAAAGAAUAAUUUAUUUAUUAAUAUAAUAAUCAAGUCAAAAUAUUUUAAUCAAAAAUAUUAAAAAUUGAAAUGUUGCAGAAACCGAUUUCAAAAAAGCGGUAACACUGUUCGUAUGUAGGUCAAAAAUUUUAAGAACACGAAUAUCAAAGAUGAUGAAAAACUCCAAGAUUUUCUCUUCUCGUAUUGUUCAAAAAGUACUUGAGUGUGAUAUCUUAUACAAUCGUAUUCUAUGGUGCAUCAUAACCUAUUCAUGUACACAUGCACACAUGAUAGUUUACAUUGCAAUUCAAGUAGUACAAAAAAAAACUUACAUUAAUGAUCGAAGAAAUGGUUUAUACAAAUAGAGAACCAGCAUAGAAUUGCAUUUAAUCGAAAUGACUUGCAUUCCGAAAAUUAAUUUUAAUGAAUGUAAAUAAAAGAUGCUAGUUUUGAUAAUACAUCUGUUUAGUAUUAAUAUAUAAUUUGUAUAUUAUUAUUGAUGUAUAAUUCAUAUAUGCAAUAUUAUUUUGACGAUUUUGUACUUGCAAAGAAAAAAUAGUGACAAUGAAUAAUCAAUGGAAAAGAUAUCUAUUUUGGUUUGCUCAUGAACAUGUUGAUUUUCGAGCAGCGGAAAUAGAAUCUAUUCUUAAUAUGUUUAACAUAAGUACCCGCAGUCAUCCUAAUUGGAGCGAACAUCCUUAUUGGAUUGUUAAUUUACCUUCGGAAGAUAUCGCGUAUAAAAUUGCGAGCAGAUCAGUCUGUAUGCGAUCCUGUAUAGAAUUGUGGGCCAAUAGUAAACAUAACGAGGAUCUACAUAAUAAAUUGAAGAAGUAUCCUAUUUCAGAAAUUAAAAAUUACGUUGGGCCUCAAAAAUCAUUUAAAGUAAUAGUUGAAACAUUUUGUAAACACUUUUCACAAAGGGAGAAAGUGAACAAAAUUGAAUCUUUCAGUUAUUUACCACUUGAAGGACCAGUGAAAUUAAAAGAUCCAGACACAACUUUAUGUUAUAUAGAAUUUUAUGGUCUAGACCCUAAUAACAUUCCUGACAAACCUUAUGACUUAUUUUUUGGUCGAUGGAUUACGAGUGGGCAAAGAGACUUGAUUCAGAAAUUAUCUUUGAAAACUAGAAAAUUUAUAGGCAAUACAUCUAUGGAUCCCCAAUUGUCAUUAAUAAUGGCAAAUCAAGCUCAAGUUCAGAAAGGGGAUAUUGUUCUCGAUCCAUUUGUUGGAACUGGUUCUUUAUUAGUUGCAGCUUCUCAUUUUGGAGGAUAUACAUUGGGGACAGACAUAGAUUUUUUAAUGCUGCACGGUCGAACAAGACCUAGUCGCAAAAUGCAAAAGAUUCGAGAAAAAGAUGAGAGUAUCGCAGCAAAUAUGGAACAGUAUGGAAUCAGUUCAUAUUACGUAGAUGUUGUUGUAUCGGAUUUUUCUGUUCCUUUAUGGCGUUCUGAUAUGACUGUAGAUGCUAUAAUUACUGACCCACCUUAUGGUAUAAGAGAAGCAACAGAAAAGAUAGGUACAACAAAAUUAAAUCCAGUAAUAGAAGAGCACCAAGCAUCUUCUCAUAUUCCUUCAAAAAUUGAUUAUGGUCUACCUCAGAUCUAUAAAGAUCUGUUAAGUUUCUCUGCCAAACAUCUUAGAAUAAAAGGCAGACUAGUAUGUUGGUUUCCUUUAUUUAGAGACCAUUAUUCAGAGAAUCACUUACCGUAUCAUCCAUGUUUAGAAUUAAUAGCCAAUUCCGAACAAGUACUUAGCAAUUAUACCAGUCGAAGAUUAUUAACUUACGAAAAAAUAAAAGAUCCCAAGGAAUCUGAUGAAAUAAUUUGUACGAAUUUAGUUGAUUUUCGAGAAAAGUAUUUUGCGUUACGAAAUGAGAGCAGGAAAGAGAAACGAUUAAAGAAGGCUACAGAAAAGGUCAAAAAAAGAGAAUUGUGGGAACAGAAUAAUAAAGAAAAUUCAAACAGAUGACUUUGUAAUUUUAUGUGUAAUAAACGUUUAUUGUUUUCUUCAAAUUCAGUA